Molecule: messenger RNA, 3088 nt
Organism: Abrus precatorius (Indian licorice)
Lineage: Eukaryota; Viridiplantae; Streptophyta; Magnoliopsida; Fabales; Fabaceae
Product: pentatricopeptide repeat-containing protein At5g02860-like
Exons: 1
Coding region: 85-2439 (784 amino acids)
Molecular function (GO): protein binding
Source: RefSeq, a predicted model, not a curated record
GAAAUGAAUAACGUCUUCCAUCGAUGAGGUUGGGCUGUUACAAAUAUCUGUCUUCACUACUCUCAAGUCUGUGGCUGCGAGAAGAUGGAGAUGGUCGAGAAGGUGGCUCUUCCUCUCCUCCUACCAAACUCGCCCCCUUCAAGACCCAAUAUUCCGACCACUCUUAUCCAUGACCUCACUUCCACUUCCUCUCCGCACCCACGACGGCGCAUAUCCCUCGGCAAAUCCUCCGAUCCCAACCGCGGCAAGCCAUGGUCUUCUCCUCACCUUUCCCCGCAAGGUCACCAAAUUCUUCAUUUCUUAACUCAUUCCCAUUCCGAUUCCGUUAACAUCGAUCAUAUUCUGCGUCCCCUUUUCGACCACCCACACCCCGCGUAUCUGGCUUCCGAUAUUUUGGGGAUAAUCAAGGCUUUAGGGUUUAACAACAAGGGUGACCUUGCCUUGGCCGUCUUCCAUUGGGUUCGUAGCAGGGAUGAUUGCGUUCCCCUUCUGAGCGGUUCUGCAAUACCCGUCAUCAUCAAAAUUAUGGGCAAAGCGGGUCGGGUCUCGUCUUUGCCCUCCUUGCUUCUCGCCCUUCAAAACGAUGGCUUUCAGAUUGAUGUCUAUGCCUACACUUCCUUCAUAAAUGCCUAUGCCAGUAAUGGCAGGUACAGGGACGCCGUCAAUCUCUUCAACAAAAUGCAGCAAGAUGGUUGCGCCCCCACUCUCAUUACUUACAAUGUCAUUUUGAAUGUUUAUGGCAAAAUGGGCAUGCCUUGGUCUAAAGUCACAGCUCUUGUUGAUGCUAUGAAAUCACGUGGGGUUGCCCCUGAUUUGUACACUUACAAUACCCUUAUAAGUAGCUGUCGUCGAGGUGCCCUUUAUGAAGAAGCUGUCAAUCUGUUUGAACAGAUGAAGUUGGCUGGGUUUACACCUGAUAAGGUUACCUAUAAUGCCUUGUUGGAUGUGUUUGGCAAGUCUAGACGGCCCCAGGAGGCUAUGCGGGUUCUCAAGGAGAUGGAGACAAAUGGCUUUUCUCCCACAAAUGUAUCAUACAAUUCUUUGAUAUCGGCUUAUGUUAGAGGUGGUUUGUUGGAGGAAGCCUUGGAGCUUAAAACUCAAAUGGUGGAGAAAGGGAUUCAGCCCGACGUGUUUACCUACACCACCCUUCUGUCUGGAUUUGAGAAGGCCGGCAAAGAUGAGCUUGCCAUUAAAAUUUUUGAAGAAAUGAGAGCGGCAGGAUGCAAGCCUAAUAUUUGCACCUUCAAUGCCCUUAUUAAGAUGCAUGGUAACCGAGGAAAGUUUGCCAAUAUGAUGCAAGUUUUCGAGGAGAUCAAGGUGUGCAACUGUUCUCCUGAUAUUGUUACUUGGAACACCCUUUUGGCUGUGUUCGGCCAAAAUGGAAUGGACUCCGAAGUUUCUGGAAUAUUUAAAGAAAUGAAGAGAGCAGGUUUUGUGCCAGAGAGGGACACCUUCAACACUCUAAUAAGUGCAUACAGCAGGUGUGGUUCCUUUGAUCAGGCUAUGGCUGUUUAUAAGAGCAUGCUGGAAGCUGGAGUGGCCCCAGAUCUUUCUACCUAUAAUGCUGUUUUGGCAGCGUUGGCUCGUGGAGGGCUUUGGGAACAAGCUGAGAAGGUUCUUACUGAAAUGAAGGAUGGUCAGUGUAAACCUAAUGAGCUAACAUAUGCUUCUUUGCUUCAUGCUUAUGCCAAUGGUAAGGAGAUUGAAAGGAUGAAUGCUUUUGCUGAGGAAAUAUACUCUGGCUCUAUUGAAACACAUGCUGUUCUUUUGAAGACCCUUGUUCUAGUAAAUAGCAAGAGUGAUCUCCUAAUGGAAACGGAACGCGCCUUUCUGGAGUUAAGGAGAAGAGGAAUUUCGCCUGACAUUACCACGUUGAAUUCAAUGCUUUCAAUAUAUGGGAGGAAGCAGAUGGUGGCCAAAUCCAAUGAGAUCUUGAAUUUCAUGUAUGAGAAUGGAUUUACUCCAAGUUUGACAACUUAUAAUAGCCUAAUGUAUAUGUACAGCCGUUCUGCAAACUUCCAAAAGUCUGAAGAAAUCUUGAGGGAUGUUCUGGAGAGAGGUAUGAAACCUGAUAGAAUUUCAUACAAUACUGUUAUUUAUGCAUAUUGCAGAAAUGGUAGAAUGAAGGAGGCUUCAAGGAUAUUUUCUGAAAUGAAAGAUGCGGUACUUGUUCCUGAUGUUGUAACUUACAACACAUUUAUCGCAACUUAUGCUGCUGACUCAAUGUUUGCUGAGGCUAUUGAUGUAGUUCGAUACAUGAUUAAGCAGAGAUGCAAGCCAGACCAGAAUACUUAUAACUCUAUCGUUGAUUGGUACUGUAAGCUCAACCAGCAAGAUGAGGCAAACAGGUUUGUUAAAAACCUUAGUAAUCUUGACCCACAUGUUUCCAAGGAGGAAGAACGCAGGUUACUAGAGAGAAUAGAAGAGAUGUGGCCAUAAUUUGUUUCAUUACUCUUUGGAUGCAUUACUGGAAUUUGGAAUAUUUCUCUUUCCUCCACGGUUGCCAUUUUAUAUAAUAUUUGGGGUAUGGAGGUUGGCGUUCACCCCAUGUAGUUAUAAAUCAAUGUAUUUUUCAGUGGGAUUUAUUUGCCAGCAAUGUGUGUCUCCUCAUUGAUGCUCGCUGAUGCGGUUGUACAGAAACAUUGGCAAAUAAAAGAAUAGAAAGAGCGAAGGGACUGGAUGGCUUUAAAUAUCUUAGUAGCAGUGUGCUGUCCGGAAAGAAAAAAGUGUAAAGAAGCCUUUUGAUAUAGUUUCACUUUGUAGUAGUAUUUACUGUUUCAUUUCCAAUUUAGUGUAUUUGUAACAAAUAUGUAAGUUCUUAUGCUUUUUGUUUGGAGAGGACUAUGAAAGAUUAUUCCUGCUGGUGAGACUGCUGUUUGUAUGAAGGGCAAAACUUUAUUGGUUGAUUCUACGUCCUCCCUUUUGUUGUAAAAGUCAUAAAAUUGUAAAAAUAAAGCUGUCGUAUAAGCAAAUUUUAAAAGACAUAUGACCAUUGAUUACAUUUUGUUUUUAAUGGAUGGUUGGGAUUAAAACAGAAAAUGUAAAAAAUAAAUGAAUAACUUGCUUAUGUCAUAGAGGGUAAAAAAAU